GGUGGUCCGCGCGCGCGUAGCAAAGCGAGGGAGUCUCUUCAGUUUUGGUUAAGCGUUCAUCGAAGAGGGAAUACAUCUCGUUCCGUCUCUCCCGGUCUCCACCUACGUCGUUCCCCCGUUGAGUCAGACCGGGUGUUACACGCCGAGAUUUCGGCUUCCGACUUAAGUCUUUGGCACCCACCCACGCUGUCGUCGUAUUUACGGGGAGCGCGUUGCUCAGAGGACUUCCGUUCUCCAACAAUAUGACCUGCCGUCACUUCGGGACCGAUCUCGGUCAGGAUCGUGGAGAAAACCGACGAUUCUGGAAAUUCGAGGAUUCUAAAAACGGUGCGCGAAUCUAAAUCGAGGAUAAAGGAAGAGAAUGAAAAUGCGGAAUUCGUUCGGUGUUCUAUUUUGUUUAUGUAUUACGUGAUGGUGCGUAUAAUGCAAAACGAAGAAAAAAAGAGAAAGAAAGAGAGAGAGUGAUGCUAUGGUUUAUCAGCGUCGCGACAAUUAUUCACGGCAAUUUUUUGGGGUUUUUUAUAAGAUUUCGAUUCAUCAAGAUUCAAUGUGGCGUUUAUAAGAGCGGUAAUAUCUUUCUCGCCAAAGUAAUAGCGAUGCAAUUAGCGCGUCGAUGAUAAUUGCCGCUUCGUAGCAAAGGAGAGAGUGCAAAGUGCGGUAAACGAGUGCGAAGAAUUAUUUUCUCUAACCGAAGAGGGUGGUUUCGUUUAUUCGCUGUUUAUUUGCAUUGACGCACGAUACACGGACAAAGGAUGCCGAGAAAAAGAGGUCUUUCCUCUCCCGAAAUUCGAACAGAUUUAUCAGUAAGUGCAUCCAAUCAACAUCAGCUAGAUAUAGUGCAAUUGCCCCCAAACGGGAGAACCGAAAUCAAAGCAUGCAAGAACCACCCGCAGAUUUGCGGAAAGGAAGCGGCCUGCCGCAGCUUCCCGGACAACACGUCGAAAUGCGUGUGUCCUCACGAUUCGUCUCCGCCAACGUCAGAUUUAAGAUGCCCGAAUCGUCUAAUCGUUCCUCUAACUCCUCGUCCUAUACCUAACAUCAUUCCUCCAAGCGCCAACAACAUCACAAAUAAUACGAGCGCGCUUCCGGAAGCUGAGCAGGUGGAAGGAUUUUUGAAAUACAAGGUACCUGAAAUCGUAGGAGUAACUGUAGCUUUCGUCGCGGUAAUUGUAUUCUUACUGAGCGUCAUAUAUUGCGUAAAAAGACGGAGUUACAGCAUCAAGUCGCAAAGAAGUCCUCUAGAUGGAACGCCGAUAAAUCUGAAGAAAGGAUUAUUAUUAGCGCAUAAGUACACGUCUAAUCCUCAAUAUUUCACCUGUACUUCUCCGGAGGUUCCGAUAAUACAACGUGAACACCUUGUAUUUUUUCAUGACAUCGGCGAAGGUUGCUUCGGAAAGGUUUAUAAAGGUGAGUGGCACAAUGGCGACACGAAGGAAAUUGUCGCUAUAAAAGUCCUAAAGGACACCGCCACGCCCGAAACCGAGCAGGACUUUAUGCGCGAAGUGGAUAUCAUGUCCACGUUCGGCCAUUCUAACAUUUUGUCCUUGAAGGGCAUGGUACUUCGAGACGCGAGCAACAACCCAUGGAUGGUUUUCGAGUACAUGCCGUACGGUGACCUCGCUGAGGUAUUACGAGCGAACUCCCCUCAAUUCAGAUCGUCAAAACCUGGACUACAGCCUUUAACAAAGGACUCAUUACACUGGAUCUCGAUUCAAAUUGCAGCCGGCAUGACGUAUCUGUCGGCGCAAAGAUUUGUGCAUCGUGACCUCGCGUGUCGAAACUGUCUGGUAGGCUCAGGUUUAUCAGUGAAAAUAGCUGAUUUCGGCAUGUCGCGAGAUAUUUACACCUGCGACUAUUACAAGAUUGGAGGAUCACGUCUGUUGCCAGUACGGUGGAUGUCACCGGAAAGUGUAGUGUAUGGACGUUUCACUUUAGAGACCGAUGUGUGGAGCUUCGGAGUUGUUCUCUGGGAAGUCUACUCAUUUGGAAAGCAACCAUACUACGGAUUUAGUAACGAAGAGGUCGUGAAACUCAUACUUCAAGGAACGAUGCUCAUCCCGCCGGACGAAUGUCCGCCCAUCGUCUGUCAAAUAAUGUACGAUUGCUGGAAGACCGAGCCGCGGGAACGAAUCAAGUUUCCCGACAUUUUGGAGAGGCUGGAAAAGGCGCAAAAUGAAAUAACCCGACAAGGAACACUGCCGAGACCGCCGCAAGGCCCGGUACUGCUACGUACCCCGGACGUUUUGGAUCCGGACGGCUACUUGCUUCCGGCUCCUGCGAUCCCUCGCGAGUAUCUGCAGGCCCUACCAGCUCUAUCUGACUGAUACAUUUCGUGACAGUGACAGAAUCUCUGAACUUCAAUUCUCGAAAAGUUGCUUUGAACGAGUAAAGUGGUAUGCGCCCGAUGUGCAUGAAAGAUGAAUAGAAAAAAUGUGAAUCAAACUUGUGUAGUGUAAGGAGAAUUAAGAUUAAUAUAAGAAUAUACUGAUUGUGAAGUGCACAGCUACUAUACCAUUGAAAACAACAAGUUAAAAAUAAAAAGCGUAUAAUCCUCAUCAUUUUAUCAUCUGACUGUCUGAUAGAAUAAUAACAUAAUUAAAUAGCACAAUUUGCUAAGCAUCUACAUAUAUAUAAAUAAUAUAUAGAUAUAAAUAAUGGACAAAAUUUUUAUGGCAGAUGCUUUGACAAGUUUGGAAUCGAUUUUUGCAGCUUCACAAAUUUUAUAUUGUAUAUUUUUGUAAUUAAAUAUAAUUAAAAUUGUCUAUUAAAUUUUUUAGUCAAUUUUUUUAUUUGAUUUUUCCAACAUUUUUAUUAAGAUUAAUAGCAAAUCAGUUAAAACAUUUUUCAUAGCAAUUUUAUUUGAGACACCAUGCACAAAUCAAAUUUUUCCAAUAAAAAAUUUAGGUCAAUAUUUAUUUAACAUUUACGAUCCUGCAUUACAGUAUAAAAAAAUAAAAAAUAUUUAUUACUGUUAUAAAAUACUUUUAAAACCAUUCAACUUUCAUUUAGAACAAUUUUUUUAUCUCUUGUUUUUUUUAUCUCUUCGAUAAUAUUCACUUCCAAAGAAAAAAAAUCGAUUUUUUUAAAGGAAUGAUUCAUCUCUUUAACAUGCGACUCAAAACUUAGAAAAAAUUGCGUGUUUCUUAUUUUUUGUCUAUAUUCAAAAAUGAUUAAAAUCGGAAGGGAAGACUUAGUUUUGUUUCCUUAAGGUGUAAAAUUGAUUUUGCAUUUUUAUCGGUUAAUCAACUACUUGUGAAUAAAAUAAAAGCUCUCUUUCUCUAA
Molecule: messenger RNA, 3282 nt
Organism: Solenopsis invicta (red fire ant)
Lineage: Eukaryota; Metazoa; Arthropoda; Insecta; Hymenoptera; Formicidae
Product: high affinity nerve growth factor receptor
Exons: 9
Coding region: 753-2324 (523 amino acids)
Biological process (GO): multicellular organism development; protein phosphorylation; cellular response to nerve growth factor stimulus
Cellular component (GO): signaling receptor complex; axon
Molecular function (GO): neurotrophin binding; ATP binding; transmembrane receptor protein tyrosine kinase activity
Source: RefSeq, a predicted model, not a curated record